Caenorhabditis bovis is the source of this 5373-nucleotide messenger RNA. Lineage: Eukaryota; Metazoa; Nematoda; Chromadorea; Rhabditida; Rhabditidae. The record is from the annotation of a GenBank genome assembly.
AUGUCUGGCACGGGUAUCCGCUACGCAAUAGCAAACCAUAACUUCGACGAGCAAUCGGUUGCGGACGAUGCCGAAUUUCAUAAAAAGCUUGAUUUGUAUAUUGGCGAUCGCGUUUGUGUGUAUGGCGAACUGGACGGUUGGGCAUACGGAAAAAAGUUCGAUGUUCGAGAUGAGUGGGGAAUUUUCCCCGUGGCUUGUCUCAAAUUCGUCGAUAAACCAAUAUGCGCUUCUGUGACCGAUGGCACACUCGUGAUCGCCGAAAUCAGUCGGGUAUUGAACGAGUGGUGGAAGAAGAUAAAAGAGAUCAUGCUGAAAAGCACCGAUGUUCCGUCGAUCGACGUUCUAAUGGAGUCGUUCAACGAAUUGAUGAUAAUCAAGAGGAAGCUGGAAAACGGCGGCCUCCCAAUCGAAGAAUUGAACUCUCUUCGCCUCACCGUCGCCAAUCUAGUGGAUCGCGGGAAUAUGCUUCUCGGCCUCGAUGUAAUUAUUCGCGAUGAGUUCGGAGUACCGCAGGACGCCGAAAAAGGUCUGACGCUUCUCACAAUUUACGAAACUCACAUCUCAUCUCAAAAACGGGUCUCCAAUCAGCUGAAAAAUAGUCAUGAAAAUUCGUUGCUCAGCGGCAGCUUCUCACUUUUGCUAUCGAUAAAGUCGGUCGAAUUGAAUACCAAGCAUAGUUGUGAGGUGUCGAUUGUUCUGUAUGAUAUGGAGAAGAAGAUGUUCACCACAGACGCCUAUGUGUUCCUGUGGAAUCCGAGCACCGGCAAACAGCGCGAUUUGAACCUUCGCGCAUUAUUCGCCGAUUUCAACAAGAAUGACGUUGAUCGCAAAAUUGUCAUGAUCACUCGCGUUGUACAUAUCGCCCCAAUUGAUAAUCCGAGCUCGACGAUCAAACGGCACGGAGGUGACGCCGUCAUCCCACAAUCAUAUUUCUGUCGUCAAGCGUACGCGUUUGACGUCCUCAACGUUUCCAGCAUUUUCCAACAGAAGGGACCAUUGAAUGAAGCCAAAGAGCGUGUGAUAUUCCUCAAUAAGGAUCAGGACCUUGGCACUGCCCUUAAAUCCUUGCAAUUGACCAAUAGGAUACCAAAGUCGAUUACUAGUGAGCUCGACACCUCGAAGCUCCUUAUUAGCACCCAAUUGAUUCCGGGCACUUCGGCGGAGAUCAAAACGCGCCAACCUCAUUUGUUCAGUCGCAGUCCGGCGGUGAUGUUGAGAAGAGCCGAUCGAACGGCAAUUUCGAUUGAAGAAUUCCGCAAUGAGAUGUAUGUGACAUUGAUUCAAGGCGAAUUUUGCGAUAAAUCGUCGGAUCGCAAUAUUGAGGCACGUUUGCAUGUCGUCGAAUCCAAUGGGAAUGUGGUGACGAACGCGUUUGAGACAAUGUCGGUGACAGGGUCCCGAUUAGGAACCGUCUAUAAGAGUGUCGUGUUGUAUAGAACCGAUAAACCGCAAUGGGUCGAACCAAUUAAGAUCAAUCUGCCAAAGACGGCUUCCCAUGAUUUGUUUUUGCGGAUUCUUUUGUAUUCAAGGAAGCCUUAUGACAAGAGCAAAUCUGAGAAGGGACCAUUCUCGAUUGCUCAUGUCCAGCUCAUUCGGAAUGCCGCCCUUAUUGGUGAUGGCGAGCACGAAUUGGCGGUUUACAAGGAGAACACGUCCUACAUGUGUUUGCCGGCGACGAAAAAGACCAUCAAAGAGUCGAUGGCCGGCGGUCACGCGAAACCGCACGCGCCCGGUUUCAGUUUGAGCGAGAAGAGCUCGCUGCUGAUCGCGACGCACUCGUGCUCGUCGCUGCUCACCCAGAAUCAUGAUCUGCUCACGGUGUUGCGUUGGCGCAUGAAUUGCAUUGGAUUGAACGCCUCGCUGGUGGCGUUGUCGCAGCCGAUUGGCGAAACCGAGAAUGAGAUGAUUCGCUUCCUCUCGCCACUGCUUGACGCGCUCUUCGAAAUUUGGCAUGAUCGCGAGACGGCCGAAAUGGCGGUGUUCGACGCGAUCGUUGCGGUGAUGCGAUUGUGCGAAGAUCAACGACACGCGCAGGCGUCGAAACUGUUCGACGCCUACCUCAAGCGAUUCUCGUUCACGUCGGCGUCCACCAAAAUUUUACGAUGCCUCAUUCACUAUGUGAUGACGGAUUCGGAUGAAUGCAAUGAGAAGUCGAGGAACUCGUUCAAAGUGAUGGGAUCGCUGUUCAAAAUUGUGGUGGCGUCGGAGAAAUGCUCGAAAAAAUUUGUCGACGACUACAAACCGCCGAAAAGCUUCGCCUCAUAUCUGAAAGAGUUCAUGAAGGCGUUAGUUUACCUAAUGGCCGAUCAGCGGCCGCGAAUGACGGUUCAGAACACGGCGCUCAAAAAUAUUCCGACGAUUAUCGAUCUACUCAAUGAUUCUGGCGCAUGUGCGACGCGAAUUAUAUGUGACUUCAUUGUGGACCUGAUGGACAACUUCGGGCAGAAUAUUGUCACUCGCGAGCGACUCGGAUUCAUCGCGCAAAUUGUUGAAACGAAAUUGUUUUCGCUUCCGCAAUGCCGCGACCAGCUUCUCUCUCCGUGCCUUCACAUGGCAUUGAGUAUCAUUGAUUUGGACAACGCCUCAUUUGAGAGGGCCGAGUUUGCCGAUCGCGCCGCCGAAUGCGCCAGCGUCAUCGCCGCCAUCAUUGAGCGAUUGUUUCCCGACGCGACCACUCACGGUGAGGCGGAGAAUCGCGAAUUGUCGAGCUUCAUCCUCGCCGUUUAUCGGCCGCUCGUUCAGGCGAUGAUUCGUGUGAUUCAAGACGAUCGGCAUACGGACGACGACGCUCGCGGGCACUUCUUCUCGGUGAUAUUGGCGCUUCUCGACAAAAUGUCGGCCCAGAUGUUCGGCGAAUACGUUGAAGAAAUGCCGUUCGACAUUGACAAACGCGAUUUUCUUAUGGAAAUGGUGCUGAUGAUUCGAGAUCUGCUCAAUCGGAACGCGUUUCCGGCCACAUGGCGUGAUAUGAUCAUGCUGCAGAAUAAGGUUAUCCACAAGGCGCUCAAAUUUGUGAUGAGCGCCGUUCAAUCGUUCUUCUCCAACGACAAUUUUUGCGCUGAGAUGUGGCAGGAAUACAUGAAUACGGUUGUGUCAUUCAUCACGCAGGAAGGUCUCGACUCGAAAUAUGAAUGGCUGAAACAGGAGGAUGAAGACCUUCGUGUGCAAUUGAGAAAAGCGGCGGCGAAAGAUUUGCGAAGCAUGUGGUUCCGAUUGAGUCCUUCUCAAAAAUUGAUCUACAUUCCGAGUAUGGUCGGCGCGUUUCUGAAAGUGUCACUGGUCGAUGAUGAUGAUGCUCGCGAGGCGAUCAUACCAAUAUUCUUCGACAUGAUGCAGACCGAGUACAACACGAGCUCGAGUCGUUCGUUCAAAGAGUUCGCGUCGGAGCUCGUCGCCCAACUCGACUCGAUUGUUGGCGAGCACAGUGCGACGAAGGCGUUCAAAGAGCAGUUCCGACAGUUGUCGAUUAUUCGUUGCCAAUCGGAUAAGGAUUUGAUGUCGAAUGGCGGCAAGGAGCUUAUCGAUCGAAUUGAUCUACUACUAACGCAUCUCAUUGAAUAUCACGAUGCCGCCUCGAAUCUAACCGAAUGCGCCGAUAUUCUGAUGAGUCGAGCCCUUCAGUUAUUGAAAUACUACAACACGUAUAAUCAUGAGGAAUUGUAUGUGAAGUAUAUUUAUAAGCUCUACAAUCUUCAUAUGUCGUAUGGGCAUGAGAUUGAAGCGGCGAAAACGCUUCUCCGACACGCUGUCAUGCUUCAUUGGGACGAUCGAAAUUUGCCGGAAUUUAUGGUGUUGCGCUCAUGGCAUCGCGGAUGUUCGACGAAUAGGCAGCUCAAAGAGAAUCUGAUGAUUGAAGCUGGAAAAUUGUUGGCUGAGGGGGAGGAUUGGGAGGAUGCGAUCAAGGUUUACAAAGAGUUGAUGCCCGUUUAUGAGAAUGUGAUUGUCGACUAUGCGAAGUUGGCGGAGCUCAUGAAAUCGAUAGCCGAUCUGUUUACGGACAUUGAUCAAAAAGAGAGAGCCUAUUGCUAUUAUUAUCAGGUGGCAUUUUAUGGCAGAGGAUUUCCGGACUACCUGAAUGGUCAUAAAUUUGUGUAUCGAAGUGACAAAUUGGAAAUGCAUGGCGAUUUUAUGGCGCGAAUCAUGAAGAUGUUCGACAAUCCGGAAAAAGUCAUGACAACCGAUGAUUGCUCGCAUUUGACAACCGCAAAAGGCCGAUACAUCCAGGUGUUCAAUAUUGAGCCGAUUGGAGAGGGAUGCUCUUUUGAUAGUGUGCCCACCAUCAAUCCGGCGAUCAAAAUGUUCUAUCGGCAUAAUGAUAUCAAAAAAUUUGAGUACAGUAAGACGGAGGAGCGAAAAGAAACGAAGUGGACGAAACUUGAUGAGAAGUCUGAUUUCAUGCGCAAUUGGGUUGUGAAGCGGCAGAUAACGAUUGAAGACACACUGCCGUCGGAUUUGCGCUUCUCGGAGAUCGUCUCGAUAUCGGAGCCGAUCUAUCUGAGCCCCCUUCAGAUUGCCGUCGAGACGAUGAAGAAGAAGAAUCGCGAGCUCAACGAGCUCGCGACGAAUGUCGCUUAUAAUUCGAAAUACGAUCUCAAACUAUUGAGCCGCGAGAUUCUCGGCGUAUGCCAGGCGGCGGUGAUGGGCGGCAUCAAGAACUACGUGGUGUUUCUCGAUGAGAAAUGCCCCGAGGUGUGCGAGCGCGGCGAGCAGAUGAUCAUCAUGGAGUUGACGAGUCUCAUCAUUGAGCAGGUGGAGAUUCUCGAAUAUUGCUGUUGGGUGUACUCGAAUAAGAGUCAGGGUGAGGAGACUCGAUUGAACAAGCCGCUAGCCGACGCGUUUGAGUCGCAUCGAUCAUUUGUCGAGUUGCAUUUUGGAAAAACGCGCUCCCGCCUACCGCCGAAUGCCUCGAUUCGAUUGUCGAAAUCGGACGAAUCGGAUAGUAAUUCGCAAGUUGGCGAGAUUAGUGGAAUGGCCACGUUGAAAUCGACGAAGGCGAUGGCGCUCGGAAACGCGGUCGUCAAUUUGUUGUCGUCGAAUAAGCGCACGAGUGGGACGGCCUCGCCGGCGGCGAUCUCUAAUCGUUCGGCGCCGUCGUUCGACAAUUUGUCAUCGGCCCUUCGACACUCGUUUGCGACGUCGCGACAAUCGUCGUCGCAUCAGAAGAUGGCGCUGCCGUCGACGCCGUCGAUUCACACGAGCAGCACGCCGACGAGCCAGAAUUCUGACGGAAUUCGCCUCAGGACCCAUCAUCCGCAUGUCUCAUCGAUGAGCUCGUUGUUCCAUUCGCCGAUUGCGCCGCCGCUUCCGCCGAGAACGGAGGCGGAUCCGAAUCGGACGUUGAAGCGAGUCAAACACGAAUCGCCAAAGUCUUGA